Molecule: messenger RNA, 3085 nt
Organism: Siniperca chuatsi (mandarin fish)
Lineage: Eukaryota; Metazoa; Chordata; Actinopteri; Centrarchiformes; Sinipercidae
Gene: elovl1b
Product: ELOVL fatty acid elongase 1b
Exons: 8
Coding region: 1597-2580 (327 amino acids)
Biological process (GO): sphingolipid biosynthetic process; fatty acid elongation, monounsaturated fatty acid; very long-chain fatty acid biosynthetic process
Cellular component (GO): endoplasmic reticulum membrane; endoplasmic reticulum
Molecular function (GO): fatty acid elongase activity
Source: RefSeq, a predicted model, not a curated record
UCAUUUGCACUUUUGGUAAUAACACUGAGGCCUGCAAGAAGACAAAGCUCCAGUUAAAGUUUUCACCGUGUCAACGGAAGGAAGUUAGUCUGUACUGUCAAGUGCAGCUGUCCAAAAUUGGUCUGGAAUGCUGGACUCAAUCACCUGGAAGCUUAACAAGAAGAUCGACCAUAGAGAUACUGUGGUGUUGACAUUGCCUUGUGGUUAACAAUUGAAAAACCCUGUGAACAAAAUGCAGGGGGUAUCUACAAAAGGAAGAGGAAUGUCCAGUUAGAUAUAAUCUGUUUCCAUCGUAGACCUGUUCAGAAUCAGUUUCAAUCAGACACAAUGAAUGCACAAAAUAUUAAGGGCAUGUUUUCAUGAGAUUCAAAGUAAAUUUAGGAAAAAAUGAUACCUUUUCUUCCUUAAUAUAAAAUGGAAGGGGGUCAAGGGUUAUUGUGUUUUUAUCCAAUUGAUUUGGAUUGUGCAAAAAGGGCUACAACUCAGUAUCAGUGUGUCAUUUUAUGUUUUGCAAGAGCAAUUUAGUUUCUAAUGAAGAAGAUAAUGUGUGUUACAUACAUUGACUUGAACUAUUCAGUACAUGAAUUGCAGACUGAAAUACCACUGAAAACAAGUAUCCCAUAUCUUAUUUCUUUACUAAUUUAAUUUCCUGUUUGACAUCCUGUGAUAACAGACAGCGUUUUAAAAACUGAUGCCAAAGCAAGUUGACAUCCUUAAACUUAGAUCCAGCUCAUUGUUGGCAAAAUGCUUAGCUGUAGUUGACACUUUAAAUUUCUUUACACUGUGUCCCUUGCAGUUUUCCUGAGCAGCACCCGCAUGAGCUCUGCUCCCCACCCUUCUUUCCACAGCAUGAAAUUAUUAGCUUUUAAUUAUAUUGGCUUAAGGAGGGCUGUUCUUGAGUCCUUAGGGAGUGAAAACUCAGAGCAUUGUAGAUUGUACAUCGAACAAUAGCCCCCUCUGGGUCCAGUGUGGUGAGAGGAGACCGCACCCUGCAUGUCCUCUACUUUGUGAAUACGCUUUACAGUUUACACUUGAUAUGGUAAGCCUUUGUCAACAGAAAAAUACGCAGGUCUGAAAACCAUAGCAACAUUCCUGUUUGCAUGCUGCAUGUCAUGGCACUUUCCAUUGGCAAAAUACUCACCAUAUCUGUAGUUGAACUGUUGGAUUCAGUUUGCAGUGGCAGCUUUCCAACAAAUGUGGUUGCCACAUAACAAGAAGGAGCACUUGAUAUUGGUUUAAGGAAUGCUGAUAUCAAGGUCAGGGUUCUGCACUUUGUGUGUUAAGUUCAGUGAUCCAGAGCUUCGCCUUUUUGGCUCCCAGUGUUUUUCUUUUUUCUUGUUUUGUUUUUUUCUCCCCCACUUGGGUUCAUUUUGAGGAGAGCAGUUUGGAUAUUGUGUCUCACCUUCUGGCAUAACUCCUGCAAACAAACAGCCAGUAGAUUGUCGCCUUACUGUGGGAUGAGGGGCACCCUCCCAGUUCACUGUAGCGCCUCCUCUCUGGUAUCAGGCCACGUCUGAUGAGUCGUCAGCCAGGGCAAAGCAUCCUGGGAGUUUUGUUGGGAGUGUUUGUUUGAUAAUUGUUUCCCAACAAUACAAGAUGGCAAACAUGCUUCUAGGGAUUCAGGAGAUUGGCUCACAUGCCAUGGAUAUCUAUGACUACCUCUUGGCGGGACUUGAUCCACGGCUGAAGGAGUAUCCACUGAUGCAGAGUCCUAUUCCCAUGUCCGCUAUAUUGCUGUGCUACCUGUUCUUUGUACUGUACCUUGGACCUUGCAUAAUGGCCAAUCGCAAGCCCUUCCAGCUAAAGGAAGCCAUGAUAGUCUACAACUUCAUGCUUGUGGCACUGUCAAUAUUUAUUGUCUACGAAUUCUUGAUGUCAGGGUGGGCUACAUCGUAUACCUGGCGAUGUGACCCAGUUGAUACGUCUGACAGUCCUGAAGCACUACGAAUGGUCCGAGUUGCCUGGCUAUUCUGGUUCUCCAAGAUUAUUGAGCUCAUCGACACAAUUUUCUUCGUGUUAAGGAAAAAGCACGGCCAGAUCACCUUCCUACACAUCUUCCACCACUCCUUCAUGCCCUGGACAUGGUGGUGGGGAAUUGUCCAUGCUCCUGGUGGAAUGGGAUCUUUCCAUGCCAUGGUGAAUUCUUCUGUCCACGUCAUCAUGUAUUUCUACUACGGCCUUGCUGCUGCUGGGCCACGCUUCCAGAAGUUUUUGUGGUGGAAGAAGUACAUGACUGCCAUUCAGCUGAUCCAGUUUGUCCUGGUAUCUCUCCACGCUACCCAGUAUUACUUCAUGGAGAGCUGCAACUACCAGUUCCCCAUGAUCCUCCACCUCAUCUGGAUGUAUGGAACCUUCUUCUUCGUGCUCUUCUCCAACUUCUGGGUCCAGGCUUACGUGAAGGGUAAGCGGUUGCCGAAACAGGACAUUAAGCCGUGUCAGAACGGCACAGCUGUCUACACCAAUGGCAAACACCACGAGAACGGCAACAGCAUGAAGCACGGAGCCACCAACGGCACCAGCAACGGCUCUGCUCGCCACGAGAACGGCACCUCUCACAUGGGCAAGAUGAAGAAGGCCUAGGAUCUCUGGAAGGAAACACCCAAGAAGUAUGACCAAGAACUACAACGGAUUCCAAAGAUAAUUUUGGCUGUGUUUCUUUUCCUGUUUUUAGUUUUAUAUACAAAACAUGGAGAAAUGACGUGGUCAAUGAUUUCCACAGUUGGGGUUCCACAUUUCUUUGGUUUGUUCGUUGGUUUCUUUGAGUUGGAGAACCAUUUAUGGAACACAAUGUAUGAAGAGAAGAUGUUUUGACCUAAAUGUUAUCUUCACUGAUGUUCAAACAACCUCCUAGUUCAGUAUCACACCACCCCACUUGCCUUUACUUCUUAUCUUCCCCCCAUGCCCUGACCCCCUGUGGACAGAUGACUGUACAGUUUCUAUCAAACUUGAAAAUACUUUUUGUAAAUAGUUUUACAACACCAAAAAAAAAAAAAAAAACUAAUUGUAUUGGUAUGCUUUAGACUUUCAAAUUUUUGUUACAUUAUGUAUUUAAAAUUAAAAUGCCAAUAAAUUCAAUUUUAAAUUA